Molecule: messenger RNA, 913 nt
Organism: Rhagoletis pomonella (apple maggot)
Lineage: Eukaryota; Metazoa; Arthropoda; Insecta; Diptera; Tephritidae
Product: coiled-coil domain-containing protein 85C-like
Exons: 3
Coding region: 190-897 (235 amino acids)
Source: RefSeq, a predicted model, not a curated record
UGAAAAUUUGUUUAAUCAAAUUCAUAGGGUCUUAUCAAUGAGCUGCGUGUGUUGAAGGAACAAAAUCAACGUCUACUCGAUGACAAUCAGGAAUUACGCGACCUAUGCUGCUUUCUUGACGACGAUCGACAGAAAGGGCGAAAACUCGCAAGAGAAUGGCAACGCUUCGGAAGAUAUACGGCCAGUGUGAUGAGACAGGAAGUGGCAGCCUAUCAGCACAAAUUACGUCAACUCGACGAUAAACAACAAGAAUUGAUUACCGAUAAUCUGGAGUUGAAGGAAUUGUGCCUAUAUUUGGAUGAAGAACGUACACAUAUUGCGGCGAAUGCACUUUGCGCCAAUUGUGGUGCCUCAGUGCGCAAUCCAUUACGCGAUGAUGGUGAUGGCAGUAGUUCCAGCACAAAUGCGGAGGAAACUCUUUCUGCGUUACGAAAUUAUGAGCGUCAAAUGCCCGAUUCCACACUACGCACAACGCUUAGUGAUCAAACGGUUCAGUAUGUAAGAUCGUUGGAACGACGUAUACGACAAUUGGAAGAGGAACGUGUGGGUACUACGACACCAACAGCCAAUAUCAUAGUUUCACAGCAUUCCCAACCUCAGGCGCAAACGCAAUCGCAACCCCAACAACAGCAGCAACAACAGCAACAGCAGCAGCAGCAACAACAAUCGGCACAAAAUGCGCUCAUCGAUCCGAUUUCGAGUCGCCCCGAAGCUGUGGUACGUGCACUCCAGGUACUCGAAGUACGUGAACAAUUGGAACGUGAUCGUCUCAGUGGACUCAUUGAAAAUUCAAGAGACCAAAUGGAUGACGGCGAGAAGGCUUUGGUGCGAGAAAUGUGUAAUGUGGUAUGGCGUAAAUUGGAAAGUAAUGUUCCAAACGUUUCAAGUAGUAUGUAGUAGAGUAGAAAUUACG